Messenger RNA from Symbiodinium necroappetens, 2065 nucleotides. The record is from the annotation of a GenBank genome assembly. NCBI's taxonomy places the organism in Eukaryota, Dinophyceae, Suessiales, Symbiodiniaceae.
AUGGCGCGCCACUCCCGGAGCCGCAGCAAGAGCCGGGCAAGCCCGGAUCGGCGCUCCGAGCCGAAGCGAUCGCCCGAGCGCCGGCGGCGGCGCAAGCGCUCCGAGAAUCGACAGAAACUGAGGAGUCGGCCUCGUUCGGCUUCAGCGCCAGCUCGGUCGCGCUCUGGAUCGGCCAAGAGGUCUCCGCCCCGAUCGCCGCCUCCCCGCUCGCCGGCACGCAGACGGAAGAAGUCCAGAUCGGGAGCCGGCAAAAGCAGGGAUCGAAGCCGACCCGCGCGUUCGCCACGCAGCCGCAGCGGUGCUCGAAGGAGAAGCCGUGGGCGACGGCGACCUCGUAGCCGAAGUCGCGACGACGGCGGAGGGCGUCGCGGAGGACCGCACCGACCAAAGAAGCCUGAAGGUUGUAAAACCAUCUGGGUCGGUUGGGUGGACAAGAAGCCCGAGGAGGAGGAGCUUCAGGACUUCUUUAAGGACUGCGGCAAGAUCGUGGAGGUCAGAUGCAGUGAACGUCACGUGCGUGGUUACUUCGCGCAUGUGCAGUUUGAGGACACGAGGAACGUGGACGAAGCGAUGAAGAAGCAGGGCGACGACUUCAUGGGAAUCAAGAUCCAGAUAGACUAUGCCUACAUGGACAAGGUGGCCUACAACCCUAAGCUGGAAGCGGAGGCACCUAGCAGCCGACGGUACCGACCCAAGAGCGUCAAGCCCCCGAAUGGCCACACGCUCUGGGUCGGUGACGUUUCCAUAGAGGCCUCCGAGCAGGACAUCAUCGACCUCUUUGAGCCAUGUGGUGGAGUUGAGAUGAUCUGCCUGCAGGUAAACCAACUGAGAAACGGCAAGUUCGGCCACGUCAAGUUCUUCGAGACAGAGGCCGUUGACAAGGCUGCGGCGCUGGCUGGCACGCCGGUCCAUGGAGUCCCCAUUCGCGUGGAUUUCGCUGAGGACAAGCCGUUGGCUGCGUACCGGGUCGGCAAAGACCGGACUGUGCCAGAGACGCAGAAGCCCGAGGAUUGCCGAACGGUGUGGGUCGGAGGCCUUCCUGGAGAAGUCACCGAAGAAGAGAUACGGGAAAUCUUCGGCAAAUGUGGCGAGAUCAGAGAAAUUCGAUUGGACAAGAGCAAGCGCAGCGGCACGCUCUUCUGCCACAUCGAGUUCUCCGACACGACUUGCGUCGACCGGGCCAUCCGCCUCUCCGGGGAGAGAAUAGGCUCGUCGAAGAUCCGGGUCGACUUCGCCGAGAACAGGGGUCCAGGUCCGCCCGCGAAGAAGGCCGGCGCGCCAGGUCCGCCCGAUGGCUGGGUUCCCGGCAUGCCGCCACCUCACAUGGUGCCAGGAAUGCCACCGCCUGGAAUGGCACCGCCUCACUGGAUGGGGCCUCCUCCUGGACAUCCGAUGGGUCCUCCGCCCCAUGUGCUUCCACCGAGGAUGGGGAUGCCACACAUGCCGCCGCAUAUGCCGCCCCACAUGCCACCAGGCGCCGGUCCACCCGGAGGCCCUCCUCAGGCUGCGCUUCCGUCCAGCGAGUCGUCCCCACUUCCUGGAGGGCGUGCCAAGGCUGCACCUCCGAGCGCAACACCGGGAGAUGCUCCGCCAAAUGGCGAUGGCAAAGCAAGCCCGGCAGACGCAGCCCCGCCUGGGCAACUGGGGCCCAGGCCUGAUGGGCCGCCAAGCCACAUACCACCCCGCCCGCUCGGGCCUGGUCCACCGCCAGGGGCUUUUGGCCCUCCGCCACCGCACUUGGCUAUGCGAGGACCACCUCCUCCUGGCUACCCGCACCGGCCACCACCGGACUACUAUGCGAGACCACCGCCGGACUACGGCGCACCCUACGGGCCGCCUCCUCCGCAUAUGCAUGGACCUCCCGGAUUUCCACCUCCUGGCUAUCCACCUUACGACUACUAUGGUCGGCCGCCUGGACCAGAUCCUUACUAUGGACAUCCUCCCGGCUAUCCGCCACCCGGCUAUCCGCCACCGCACUGGAGGCCGCCCCCAGGCCCGGAAGCCCAUGGCCCUCCACCUGGUUACGGCCCGCCCGGUGCGCAGCCGGCUCCGGCGGCCAAGAAAG